CUACACACAGCACCAUUCCAUUCGAACCAACUCGAAAACAGCAACAUGGAAGAGGAUAUCGAGGUUAUAGCUCGACAUGUUACAGCUACGUCUGCCCAUCAGCACGACGACUACGAGAACAGCGCCCUGAACCCACGGCCAGGUAGCAAGCUCGAUCCUCACUCUGAUCACUUUGACGUGUUAGCUUGGACAAAAGCUUUCAUCGCGGAGUUUGAUGCAGAUGCGAAUUGCCCAACUCGUCGGAGGGUAGACGUUGCUUGCCAAAACUUGAGUGUCUUUGGCUACGGCAGAGGUCCUCAAUACCAGCAAAAUGUCGGAAACAUUGUGAUGGGCGCUGCCCAAUAUUUGUCUAGGAAAAUGAUCGGACAAACCAAUCAACACGUCAAUAUCCUACAUCGGUUCGAUGGCAUAGUAGAGCCAGGCGAAAUGCUACUAGUCCUUGGCCCCCCAGGAUCGGGAUGCUCGACUCUCCUGAAAACUCUAGCAGGGCGAACCGAGGGGCUUAGUGUUACAGUGGAUUCUUCCAUCAAUUUUCGAGGAAUUGACCCCAAACAUAUGCACACUUGGUUUCGUGGCGAUGCGCUUUACAAUGCCGAGGUUGAUGUCCAUCUGCCUGCCCUCACAGUAGGUGACACCCUCGACUUUGCAGCUGGAGCACGGGUCCCCGCGAAUAUUCCUGGCGGUUUUACCGCCCAACAAUUCGCCCGCAUCUGGCGCGAUGUUACUAUGGCUAUGUUCAGGAUCAGCCAUACCGUCAACACCAAGGUUGGUGACGAUUAUUUGCGAGGUGUGUCUGGGGGCGAACGGAAGAGGGUCAGCAUCGCUGAAGCAGCUCUGGUGCGGGCCAAGCUUCAGUGUUGGGACAAUAGCACUCGCGGCCUGGAUAGUGAUAACGCUAUCUCCUUCUGUAAGACUCUACGUGUGCAAGCGGAUGUGAUGGAUAUUGCAGCAGUCGUCGCAAUUUAUCAAGCUCCCCAGACUGCAUAUGGGGUUUUUGACAAGGUCACUCUACUCUAUGAUGGACGUCAGAUAUAUUUCGGCAGGACGAAAGAUGCGAAACAGCAUUUUGAACGACUUGGAUUUGAUUGUCCAGAGCGGCAGACGACGGCUGAUUUCCUGACGUCAAUGACAUCGCCCACUGAGCGCCGAAUCCGGCCUGGAUAUGAAGACACUGUGCCGCAAACUCCAGAUGAGUUUGCUGCCCGAUGGUACACGUCACCCGAAUGGGAAUCACUGCUUAUAGAGCUGCGAGCAUAUGAAGACACUCACCCCAGCGAUGAGCGUUUUAAUGAGUUUGCAGCGUGUCAUGGAGCAGAGCAUAGUCCUUACCAGCGAUUGAAGUCCCCAUAUACGAUAUCUUACCUCUCUCAGGCGCAAUUAUGUCUUUGGCGAAGCUGGAGACGCCUUGUUGCCGACCCCUCUUUCACUGUCGCCCAGCUUUUGUUCAACCUCAUCAUGGGGUUUGUGCUGGGUAGCAUGUUCUACAACCUAUCGCCAGACACGAAUAGUUUCUAUUAUCGCGGGGGGUUGAUCUUUUUCUCUAUGCUUUUCAAUGCAUUUGCCAGUGAGCUUGAGGUUCUCACGCUCUAUUCUCAAAGGCCAGUAGUCGAAAAGCACAAUCGAUACGCGUUAUACCACCAGUCGGCCGAAGCGAUGGCAAGUUACAUCAUGGAGCUGCCUUACAAGACAAUCAAUACCAUAACCUUCAACUCGGUGCUCUAUUUUUUAUCUCACCUCCGGAGAGAGCCUGGGCCCUUCUUUAUCUUUAUUCUUACAAGCUUCCUUAUAUUGCUUACUAUGUCGGGAAUAUACCGUACAGUGGCUUGCCUGACUCGAACGUCACAUCAAGCUAUGGUUCCAACAGCUAUCCUCACGCUAGGCCUAAUGCUGUACAGCGGCUUUACAAUCCCAAUCGACUUCAUGCGAGGAUGGGCGCGGUGGAUCAACUACAUUAAUCCUUUAGCCUACGGGUUCGAAGCUUUAAUGUUGAACGAGCUUCAUGGACGGCAAUUCGAAUGUGGCCGCAUCAUACCAUCUGGUCCGGGAUAUGAUGGUCUGUCCAAUUCUGAGACUGCUUGCCCAGUUGUUGGUGCUAUCGUUGGUUCCACGACAGUCAGCGGCAGUGCGUACUUGGAACAGUCAUAUGGGUACUACAGUUCUCACAAGUGGAGGAAUAUCGGCAUACUCUUUGGUUAUGCCUUCUUCUUCUUCCUCAUGUACGUCGUGGCGGCAGAGUACGCGCGACCGCCAGAUAAUAAGGGAGAAGUCCUCGUAUUCAGGCGCGGCAACGUGCCCCGUUCUCUCAAACCUUCAUCCAGCACAGACGUAGAGCUUCAGUUACAGGAGCGCGAUGUCAUGACGGAAACUUCACCAUCCCCAGCUAGAUGCGAAACACCACAACUAGAGCACUUGAGUCCGAGCAAGUGUGGAAAGCCAAUUUUCCACUGGGAGGACAUUUGCUACGAUAUUGAUGUCAAAGAGGGUCAACGCCGAAUCCUAGAUCAUGUCGACGGUUGGGUUCAGCCCGGUGUCACAACAGUGCUAAUGGGCGCAUCCGGGGCGGGUAAAACUACGCUUCUAGAUUCAUUGGCAGGACGGAUAACCAUGGGUAUUCUGAGUGGGAGCACCUUGGUCAAUGGAAAGGCAACCGAUCUGUCGUUCCCCCAUCGAGUCGGGUAUGUCCAACAACAAGACCUCCACCUGGAAACCAUGACCGUCCGUGAAGCUCUAGAGUUCAGUGCUCUCUUGAGACAGAGCUCUGAAAUUUCACGAACCGAGAAGCUAGCAUAUGUGGACGAGGUCAUCGAGAUGCUAGACAUGGAGGAAUUUGUUGAUGCAGUUGUCGGCAUUCCGGGGGAGGGGUUGAAUAUUGAGCAGCGGAAACGUCUGACAAUCGGUGUUGAACUUGCUGCCCGACCCCAGCUCCUUGUUUUCUUCGAUGAGCCAACAUCGGGUCUGGACUCUCAAACAUCAUGGGCCAUCUGCAAUCUGAUCGAGAAGCUAGCUCGAAGUGGUCAGGCUGUGUUGUGUACUAUUCAUCAGCCGUCUGCCAUGCUUUUUUCUCGCUUUGAUCGAUUAGUUUUGCUGCAAUCGGGCGGUAGAACAGUAUACUUCGGCGGUAUGUUAACUCUGUUCAGACUAAAGUGUCCAACUAACCUGGGAGAAGAUAUUGGCCAAGACUGUCGAACUGUCAUAGACUACCUCGAACGGAAUGGAGCGCCGCCAUGCCCUCCCGAAGCUAAUCCCGCAGAAUGGAUGCUCCAAGUGACGUUACCCUCUCCCGGAGGUUGCUGUUGGUUCGAAAAGUGGCGUUCGUCUCCCGAGUAUAUCGAGACGAAAGCCGAACUCGGUCGACUGCGACAGGGCACCACGGCCCUUCAGCCCUUUUAUCAUGAAGACGGGGCACCGCAACGAAAUGAAUUUGGCGCUACCUACUGGACACAGUUCCGUGAGGUUUUCUUUCGCGUUUUGAAGCAUUUCUGGAGGUCACCAGUCUACAUAUGGUCUAAGCUGUCGGUGACAGUCCUGUUUUCGCUCUUCGUUGGUUUCAGUUUCAAAACAAACAACAGUCUGCAGGGAUUGCAGAACCAACUCUAUGCAGUUUUUAUGUGUCUACUCACCUUUAACCCCCUAAGCAAGCAGAUAAUGCCCAUGUUCAUUCCCCAGAGAGCUCUUUACGAGGCCCGCGAACGGCAUUCGAAAAUCUAUCGUUGGACAACUUUUCUUUUGUCGAAUAUUCUGAUAGAAAUUCUGUGGAGUACACUGGGCGCUGCUCUAUUUUUCUUUUGCUGGUAUUAUCCUGCCGGUUUUGUUCAGAAUGCCGCCCCGGACGAUAUUCAUACUCGAGGCUUCACCGUCUUCCUCUUUAUCUGGCAGCUUAUGCUCUGGACAUCGACGUUUUCUCAGCUAGCGAUCAUCGGGUUUGAUACGGCAGAUCUUGCAGGCGUCCCCGCUUCAUUGGUUUCGGUCCUUUGCAUUGCUUUUUGUGGCGUUGGGGUGGCUCGCGCUGAUCUCCCGGCUAUCUGGAGCGACUUCAUGUACCAUGUAUCCCCUAUGACAUAUCUGGUCAGUGGUGCUUUGACGACAAGUCUACAUGGAUCAAACGCGGAGUGCACGCUCAAAGAAAUCGUCAGAGUACCGGUCAAGAAUGGCAUAGAUUGCAACGCCUUCCUAGCUCCGUUCAUGGAGCGUACAGGGGGGUAUCUGCUGGAUUCCAGGACGGCUAGUGAAUGUUGGUACUGCCCGACUGCAACAACGGAUCAAUACCUGGAGCUUUUCGAAAUGUCGUAUACAGACAGGUGGCGAAACUUUGGUAUUUUGUGGGUGUAUAUCAUCUUCAACAUUGCUGCGAUCUGCGGAGUGUAUUGGCUCACUAGGGUUCCUAAAGGACAAAGGAUGAAUGGAGUAUAA
Messenger RNA from Clonostachys solani, 4410 nucleotides. Lineage: Eukaryota; Fungi; Ascomycota; Sordariomycetes; Hypocreales; Bionectriaceae. The record is from the annotation of a GenBank genome assembly.